This is a messenger RNA of Moneuplotes crassus, 2418 nucleotides long. The record is from the annotation of a GenBank genome assembly. NCBI's taxonomy places the organism in Eukaryota, Ciliophora, Spirotrichea, Euplotida, Euplotidae.
UGUAAGUAGUCAGUCUCCCUUUGCAUAAUCUCUUCCCUACUAUCCAUAACUUAUGAAACGCUUUAACUCAUGUUAGCCAGAAUCUUGAUCUAUGAGCUACCUAGACUUCAUCGACGAGGCAGAUCUGAUGAACCUGAUGGACAUCAGCAUCUACCUAGUCUAUCACUCCAAGCACGUUAAGAUAAAGAUCAGAAGGGAAGAAGAGAGCCACCUCAUCAUCUCUGAGUACGUCAAGGAUGAGUUCCAACUUGAUGGAGAUUUCAAAAUGCAUGACAAAACUGGCUGCCAGAUUUUCAAGGAGGACUUCUAUCAUCUCCAGAACGAAGACUGCAUUUACCUGUCCCAAGGUAAAGAUUUUAACUACAUCACUCUACUCUUGGUCUACAAGAAGGUCAAAUAAGCUAGGUGAGGGAGGCUUCGGCCAUGUAUAUCUCCUCAGGAACAAGCUGAAUGGUGAAGAAAUCGCUGCAAAAUUUGUGGAUCAUGAGUGCCUAAGCAGAGCAAAUACAAUUGAGAAAGCUCUAAAGGAGGCAAGACAUUUGACAAACCUGAAGCAUAAGAACAUCAUUAAUCUCCAAACUGUGUUCAUCUACAAAAGAGAAAUCAUCAUGUUCACCGAGUAUAUAGCAGGAGGCGAACUUAAGGAAUAUCUUUUUAAGAAAAGUAAGCCAUUUGCGGAAUUCGAAGCCAAAAAAAUUAUGCAAGUGCUAGUCUCAGCUAUUGAUUACAUCCAUCAGAACAAUGUAGUCCAUCGGGAUCUCAAGCUAGAAAAUAUCCUGUUGACAGAAUCCUCUAAUCCUUAUAGUCUGAAGCUUAUUGAUUUUGGAAUUUCAGGAGUGCUUUCAAGAGCUGGAGGUGAAAUCAUCCAUGCAGGAACUUUGGCAUAUUCGCCUCCUGAAAUAGUCUCCAAGACAGAUCUGUCUUCAAACCAAAAGAUAGAUGUGUGGUCACUAGGUGUGAUACUCUAUGUUCUUGUGACUAAAAGGUUCCCCUUCUAUGGCCAAAAUGAGUCUGAAAUCUUGAUAAGUAUAUUAAAAGAUGACUUAGAAUUCCCGAUUUCAGUACCUUUAAGCAUUGAGCUCAAAAAUUUACUGACAAAAAUGCUAGAUAAGGACCCAAAGAAGCGUAUCUCAAUGGCUGAUGUACAAUGCCACUCAUGGAUGGAUAAUGAGAAGAAUAAGGCUAUGAAAUUUUACAACAAAUAACUUCCAAAGCCGAGGGUAUGCCCCUCUUCAUGCAAGUCAAUUCAAGAAACAUAAAAAGUCAUCUGAAAGAGCAUCUAGUAAGAAUUCUCUCAAUCGUCUUCCUGGAAAGAAACGUCAGGCUUCUGGCUUUAGCCCAUGUGGGAGUCCUUUAGAUAAUCAGGGAGGUUUCUCACCAGAAGUAAUACCAGUUAGUUUGAGGCGUAAUGAUGCUGAAAAUGCCAAAACUCCAGAGAAUUUCGGAGAUUAUGCGUCUAAAGAUGAAAAGCGAGACUCUCUCUACGUAAUAGACCCGUCCAGCUCCAGUAAGAUAAAGAAGCGAAGCAUGCAUGUUCACUUAAAAUAAGAGGGAUUUUGAAGAUGAGCGCAAGAAGGCACGCAAUAAAAUGACUCCAAUUGAUGGCGAAGAUCCAUUAGACCCCAAAGAGAAAGGUAGCAAGAAGAUUGUAUCCAUUUCAUUACAGGAAAAUGGAUACAUUGAGGAAGAAAGUUCUGGUGAAUCUAGUGAUGGAGAGGUCAAGAUCCCUAAUCUAGACCUCAAGUUUGAUUCCUCAACGUUUAAACAGAAACGAAAGAAGUCUAAACAAUUCUCUAAGACUGGUAAGAGGUAUAAGUCUCCUCAGGCCAAGUCUAUAUAUCGACUGGAAAGGCGAUACUGCUUUAAUGAGAAGAGGCUCAAGGAAAUUCUAAUGAAGCUACACUUACCAUUGUCAUUUCGGAACCUGAGAAUUUUGAAAGAGCAUGCUGCUUCUAGAAAAGAGGAGGUAAUAGAUCUAGCCCCAGCUUUCAGCAUGAUUCGGAAGGGCAUGCCGAAACAUUUGAGAAAAAUGAAUGUCAUCAAUAGCAAGGGGUUAAAGUAGCAUUUUUACUACGGAUAGCUCAAGAAGAGAGAAAUCCAUUGGAGAGUCCAAACAAAUGCCUAGAAUCAGAGGAGCUUCCAAGGAUGAUUUUGACUAUGAUUCGGAUCACAUCCAAGAGAGGAGGCUAUAGUCAGUCAUAGCAAAUCAAAAUUGAGUAACUCAUAUCAAAAGUUACGAAAAGGAAAGCUAUUUGUAUUCAAAGAUACAUUUCUAAAACUCAACAAGAGUUUGGACAAAACCCGAGGGACGAAGUACAACGGGUUCAGAGAGGUCUCGUCAGACAUGGCAACGAUAUCCCCUCAGCACAAGAAGUUAUACAGCAUCGGGAAGAUCUCAUUCAAUUAAGAGUAGCGGUA